Molecule: messenger RNA, 1530 nt
Organism: Dufourea novaeangliae
Lineage: Eukaryota; Metazoa; Arthropoda; Insecta; Hymenoptera; Halictidae
Exons: 1
Coding region: 1-1530 (509 amino acids)
Biological process (GO): DNA integration
Molecular function (GO): nucleic acid binding
Source: RefSeq, a predicted model, not a curated record
AUGAUCACGUCCGAAGUACCGGAAUUGAGACCGCUCGCAUGUUUCAUGACUGCUGUAAUUCGUUCAGAAGAAAUUCUUCAUCGAUAUUUGUCGAUAAAACGGUUGCGAAGAAUAGUCGCUUAUUGUCUUCGCUUCAAGAAGAAUAAUAAAUUUAAGGGCCAGUUAGCAAUCAAGGAGUUGCGUCACGCGGACGAACGGAUUACGCAACUUACGCAAGCAUCAGUUUUCUCAAAAGAGAUUAGUCAAUUAAAGGCCGGUAAAGAUUUACAAUCCGGUAGUAAAUUAUUGUUGUUGCGACCUUUCUUAGACGAUAAGGGAAUAUUACGAGUCGGAGGGCGCCUGCAGAAUUCGAAUCUGCCAUACGAACAAAAACACCCAAUUCUCUUACCAAAGAAUAAUCAUAUAACGGAUUUAAUUAUUCGCAAGACUCAUCACGAAAAUCACCACGCCGGUAUCAACGCUACACUGUGUAUUGUCCGUCAACAGUAUUGGCCGAUCGACGGAAAAAACUCGGUGCGAAAGAUCAUGCGGCAAUGCAUUAGAUGCUUCCGGGUUGAUCCACCAAUCGUAAGGUAUACUAUGGGUAAUCUACCUGCUGCGCGUGUCUCCGAGAGUCGACCCUUUUACAAUUCCGGCGUAGAUUAUUGCGGUCCAUUCUACAUAAAGGAAAGGAAAUAUCGGAAUCGAACGCGACUAAAAAUUUACGUAGCGGUAUUCGUCUGCUUUGCAACGAAAGCUGUACACCUCGAAGUGGUGGGUGACAUGACGACCGAAACAUUCAUUGCCGCCUUGAAACGAUUCAUCGCGAGAAGAGGAAUAUGUCGUAACAUAUAUUCCGAUAACGGAACGAACUUCGUUGGUGCGAACAACGAAUUGAUGCAGCUUCAACGAGAACUUCAAACGGACGAGAAGGUUCAACGAUGGCUGGUUGAUAAAGAAAUUGAGUGGCAUUUUAUCCCAGCUCUUUCACCGAAUUUCGCUGGGUUAUGGGAAGCGGCGGUACGUUCGUUUAAACACCACAUAAAACGAGUAGUGGGGGAAGAAUUAUUCACAUUAGAAGAGUUCAAUACCCUAGUUAUCGAAAUCGAGGCAAUUCUUAAUUCCCGUCCGCUAACUCCGCUUUCCUCAGACCCCAAUGAUCCUUCUGCAUUGACUCCUGCUCAUUUUUUAAUCGGCAAUUCUUUAACGAGUCUACCCGAGACCGAUUUCAGCGUCAUACCUGCCAACCGUUUAUCGAAAUGGCAGCACAUCCAAAAGGUUAAGCAGGAUUUCUGGACCAGAUGGUACAAGGAGUACCUGAACGAACUCAACGUGCGACAAAAAUGGUCCAGCGGCUCGCACGAGAUCAAGGAGGGAUCUUUAGUGGUCUUAAAAGAUGACCAUCUUCCACCACUUCAAUGGCACCUCGGUCGAAUCGAGACGGUGCAUCCCGGACAAGAUGGUAUCAUCAGGGCGGUCACCGUUCGGACUAUCCACGGCAGCUAUAAGCGGAACGUGAAGCAAUUAGCCCACCUUUCAACAUCUAAUUAA